CUACUAAGGCUUGAAAAGUUAAACCAUGUGAUAAUACAGUGAAUAUUAGAUAAAUGGAAACGUAAUUACGAGAUCUCGUUAAGUAUGAAUUCGUUACAUCUAAGUAACGAUAACGAGUAGUAAUAAUUGCAUUUCUUAUGACGACUGAAUUAAUAUUUUAAAAAUGAUCUUCGUAAUAAUUAACGAUAAUUCAUUUUCAAUACUCUUUCCAACACCUUAGUUGUAGAUUCAGUCUGCAAUGAUAUUCGAGUUUAAAUAAGUUUACUGAAUCAAGUAAAACUGGUUAAACGUAACCACCGCGACGUGGCCAUUGGAAUCUGACGCUAAUAUUUUAAAAAAAAUUUUCUACGGUAUUUUAUGGUGCAGUUAUGCUCUUAAUGGUAUAACAUCGAUAUUAGCGUUAUUGACGGGUAUUUAUCAUUAUCGUCAAGAUAUCGUAAAUACGAUGAAAUCAAUAGUAGAAUUCGUAUAUAUAUGUGAAUCAUUUUUCAAUUUAUGUUACUGCACAUUGCAAAAGUCAAAUUUCAAGAUACUUAUAGAUGAUAUGAAGCAAUUUUCGUUCAAAGCAACCUCUCAAGAAUUGACUCUAAGAAGAAAUAAUCUAAAAAAUACAAGCGUUUUCUUAGUAUUUAUGUUCACUGUCUUUGUUAGUGGUGGUUCAAUUUUUGUCUUUGCUCCAUCAGUAUUACACAACAGAGAUAUACCACUUAAUACAAUAUAUCCAUUUCUAAUGGAAAAGAGUUGGGCAAUAUAUGUUAUAUAUGUAUUAAAUACUUAUACUGUUAUGCAGGCAUUUUGUGCUAUUAGUGUUGACAUAAUGGUAAUUGCAAUGUUAAGCUAUGCCUCUUUUAAAUUUAUUAUACUUGGGAUAAAAUUGCAAAAUAUUACUAGCAAUGAUGAACUUAAAAAUUUUGUGAUGGAACAUCAAGAUACCAUCAGAUAUGUCACGAUAAUAGAGCAUACUGUUACACCCAUUGUUGUUAAAUCCAUUAUUGCAGCUUGCAUAUAUUUGAUUACAUGUAGUUUACUGUUGUUAAAUAAUAUACCCUUCCUAAAUAUAACACAGUUUGCUGCAGUAACAAUAUUAUCUUUUACCCGACUUCUUGUAUGUAGUUGUGUGGCUCAAGCAGUAACUGAUAUUGCUUCUAAUUUAACUUCAUUAAUUACCGUAUCCUCGUGGCUAGAAUCUUCGACAAUGCGCAAAAAUAUACUUUUUAUCAUACAAAGAUGUCAAAAACCUAUCACAAUCUCAAUAAGCGGUAUUGUACCUGCCUUGUCUCUCAAAUUUUGUGGAUUGGUAAAUACAUUUAACUUAUCUUUUUUAUAAAAUUUUAUGUUAUAUUAUUGAUUCAUUCUUGCUUAUUAUAUGGUAUAGGUAAUAUAUAAAACAUUUUCUUAUAUUAUGACAUUAAGAGCAAUAUUAAAAGUAUGAAAUAUAAUAAAAUAUACCU
Vespula pensylvanica (western yellowjacket) is the source of this 1451-nucleotide messenger RNA. RefSeq lists its product as uncharacterized. The coding region runs from base 446 to 1327 and encodes 293 amino acids. The transcript is spliced from 6 exons. Gene Ontology annotation, molecular function: odorant binding; olfactory receptor activity. Gene Ontology annotation, cellular component: plasma membrane. Gene Ontology annotation, biological process: sensory perception of smell; detection of chemical stimulus involved in sensory perception of smell. NCBI's taxonomy places the organism in Eukaryota, Metazoa, Arthropoda, Insecta, Hymenoptera, Vespidae. The record is from RefSeq and is a predicted model, not a curated record.